Molecule: messenger RNA, 2002 nt
Organism: Oryza sativa Japonica Group (Japanese rice)
Lineage: Eukaryota; Viridiplantae; Streptophyta; Magnoliopsida; Poales; Poaceae
Product: beta-glucuronosyltransferase GlcAT14A
Cellular component (GO): membrane
Molecular function (GO): glucuronosyltransferase activity
Source: RefSeq, a predicted model, not a curated record
CACACGCACGCGGAGACAAAUGCGCCACGCGAUCCCCCCCGCCUCCUCCGGCCACCGCCUCACCUCACCGCCGGCGAGACCACCCACCGCCGCCGCCCCCGCCAUUCCCCUCUCUCCAUCUGUAUGCGUAACCUGACGCCGCCGUCGCCUCCCUCUUCGUCUCCUCCUCCUCCUCGAUGGGCAUGGGCGUGAGAGGCGGUGGGGGAGGGGCCAGCGGCAGCGGCGGCGGCGGCGGCGGCGAGAGGUGGAGGUGGAUCCUGUUCUUCGCGAUGGUGUCUGUCUUCUUCCUCCUCUCCCUCCUCCUCCUCCUCUUCUCCUCCUCCCCGCCGCGCCUCCGCCUCCCGGGCCCCGCCGCCGCCGCCCCGUCCCUCGCCGACGACCUGCGCUGCGGCCACGGCGCGCCGCCUUGCCUCGCGUACCUCCUCGUGGGUGCCCGCGGCGACGGCGCGCGCCUCCUCAGGCUCCUCCUCGCGGUGUACCACCCGCGCAACCGCUACGUGCUCCACCUCUCCGCCGACGCCUCCGACUCCGAGCGCCGUGACCUCGCCGCCUGGGUCGCCGCCGCCACCCCCGCCGUGGGUGCGUUCCGGAACGUCGCCGUCGUGGGCGCGCCUACCGCCGGGACGCCCGUCGGCUCCUCCGGCCUCGCCGGCACGCUCCGCGCAGCCGCCGUGCUCCUCCGCCUCCACCCCGAUUGGGAUUGGUUCAUCACCCUCAACGCCGCCGAUUACCCCGUCGUCACCCAGGACGACUUGAUUUAUGUCUUAUCAAAUGUUUCAAGACAGUUUAACUUCGUUGAUCACACCAGUGACAUUGGACAGAAAGAGUCAGAGAAGGUUCAAUCGAUGAUAGUGGAUGCAGGAAUUUACUUGGCCGGGAGGACCAACUUUUUCCGAGCUUCAGAGAAACGGCCAACACCUGAUGCUUUUAAGUUCUUCACAGGUUCUCCAUGGGUUAUUCUGAACCGGCAGUUUAUAGAGUACUGCAUUCUUGGUUGGGAGAAUCUUCCUCGGAUUCUUCUUAUGUACUUCAACAACAUUAUGCUACCUCAGGAAGGAUACUUCCACUCAGUCAUAUGCAACUCACUUGAAUUCCGAAAUUUCACUGUGAACAAUGACCUGAGGUACAAAGCGUGGGACAAUCCACCUCAGACAGAACCUGUUUUCCUGGACAUGACACAUUAUGACAAGAUGGUGGAUAGCGGGGCACCUUUUGCAAGGCGUUUUCGUGAGAACGAGUCGUUGCUGGAUAAGAUUGACGGUAACGUACUUGGGCGUUGGGGUCAUGGGCCUGUUCCUGGUGCCUGGUGCUCAGGCAGGAAGAGCUGGUUCAGCGACCCAUGUUCCCAGUGGAGUGAUGUGAACAUCGUCAGGCCUGGACCUCAAGGCAUCAAGCUCCGUCAAUAUAUAAAUCGGGCUUUAGAAGGAGGAGAAUUUGGCAGCAAAUCAUGCAGGAGGUAAUGAUCCCAUGGUUGAGAACUCUGAGCCUUUUCCAUUUCUCUACUGAAGGUCUCUCCAUUCUACAGAAUAAGCAGUGUUUUUUCAUUGAUCUGAAAUGAACAAACUGCAGCUGAAAAGAUGUGCACAGAUAUAUAGCUGUGGUCUUAUGGAGUGCUGGGGUAAUCUUUCUGAACAUUUUUGUGGUCACUAUCAUAAUCUUGGCUCAAGAAUUUCACUUUCAGCAAGUUCAUUUCUGACUCCUCAAUGACACUGAAGGCAGAGCUGAGAGCAAGCAGUAACCGAAGCUUAUAGUUAUAAACAGUGCAAUUAACCUGUAUAGUAUUUUUAUAUGAGUUAAAAUGGUUCUGUCCUUUAGCUCAUCUGCUGAAAAAAAUUGUGCGCUGCUCUUACAUAUUGAUAGAAUGGCAGCAUCGAAGAGAAAAAAGAAAGAUAAGACACGGGAUCUUGUUGAUCUGAUUGUCUUUGAUGCUAUGUUUACUAAUACUAUUUACAAACUUUAUGAUGCCUAUGAAAAGAUUGAUUGUGCACAUUAUAUUAUAAAC